AUGUCCAGCCAAAACGCUCAACCCGUGGCUACUAAAUCUGUCGCUACAAUCACCUCCCGCAGUGGGCCCAGUGUGAGAAACGGUACGGAGAAUGAAGCUGGCGGAAGCAACCUGGUCACUCCCAGACGCUCAGGACGGGAAAUCCCUAACCAUGGGAAAACUCCAUCUAGGGAGCUCAGGAUGAGCUCUCGCACUCGCCGUCUCAUGUACGGCGAAACCUCGACGACGGACACCGAACAGGUCACCCCAGACCGAGUUCGACAAGUCAACCGCAGCAUGGCGAGAAACAAUGCAUCAAGGCCGCGGAACCGGCAGAUCGCCAGCACGGAAGAGGCCAGGGAGAAAUCGAGGCCGACUACGCGCCCAAGUGGAACUCGACCACUUGAUUCACAGGAUGGUAGCGAUACCAAUCCAUUCCAAUUCUAUAGGUGUUACGAGACGCCUAUAGACCAUAUUUUACCAUUGCCGGAGGAAGAACCCGAGGUCCUCGAGAUCAUCAUAGAGGAUAGUCCGGGAAAAGUUUCAAGUCCUCUACCUCGAUCUUGA
Messenger RNA from Melampsora larici-populina 98AG31, 546 nucleotides. RefSeq lists its product as uncharacterized. The record is from RefSeq and is a predicted model, not a curated record. Lineage: Eukaryota; Fungi; Basidiomycota; Pucciniomycetes; Pucciniales; Melampsoraceae. The coding region runs from base 1 to 546 and encodes 181 amino acids. The transcript is spliced from 2 exons.